UCCUUCUUUUAUAAAAAUCAGUUGCUUUCAUGGUGCUCACCAUCUUCAUUGCACAAACCAAGAAAGUUCUUGGCCUUUGAAGUUCUCUUGCAUCGGUUAGCAAGCCGCUAGCAGGGAAGAAAGGUCGACACUCGCCGCUGCUUCCUUUGUAGUCUACUGCGAGCUUUCUCCGUUCGAUAUUGGCAACUGGGACUGCAGAGUUUGUUGGUGUGCCUGGAAAGUAGAGGAAAGUUGGCUGAGGUUGGAAAGGGACAGUAAACAGCUGAGAUUUGAGGAGAUUGGAAGGUUUGUUGACCUGCAAGCAGUGGAAGAGCCCGGAAAAGACGCCGGAAGAUGGAGAAAUCCGCGAGGUACCACUGUGACCUUGAGGCGACGGAGUUGAGAUUGGGGUUGCCGGGGAGCGAUGUAAUGGAGAAGGCAGCAGCGACAACUGCAUCGUCCAAGAUCAACAAGAGAGCGUUUUCCGAUGUUGUCUCUGGUGUAACCAACGACGGUCUGCAAGACGAAAAGGAGUCCCUGGGCAAGGAGAGCGCCCCGGCUGCCAAGGCACAAGUGGUAGGAUGGCCACCAAUCAGGUCAUACAGGAAGAACAACCUAAACGUUUCAAGUAUCUCAAAGAAGAAUGAAGCCGAGACACCAGGGAUGCUUGUAAAAGUAAGCAUGGAUGGGGCUCCCUACCUGAGGAAGAUAGAUCUCAAGACAUACAGUGACUACCAAGAUCUACUCAAGGCCUUGGAGAAGAUGUUUAGCUGCUUCACCAUGGGUGAAUUUGCAAACAGAGAUGGGUCUGAAUAUGUGCCAACCUAUGAAGAUAAAGAUGGAGACUGGAUGUUGGUUGGAGAUGUCCCUUGGGAGAUGUUCAUCUCUUCUUGCAAGAAGUUGAGGAUCAUGAAAGGAUCAGAAGCCAGGGGUCUGAGUUCAGGUGCUUCCCACACCUGAACUAGAUGAAUCACAUCAAACUGGUACUGGAGUUCUCUGUGGGAUUUGCAGUUUGACUCGAACAUGGUGUUCCCCCAUGCAUCAUGAAUGGCCAUGGAGGGGGCCUUAGUUCAUGCCCGCCCUGUUGUAUUUACCUUUUUUGAAGUGUUUGACAUUUCAUUAUGAACAGGGGCAUUUGAGGCCUUUGAUCAUGAUGUAAUGUUUUCCCUUCUUCUUCCCUUCUUUUUGCUUGAAUAAUGUGAUGAAGAGAAACACCGUGUAGAGAGAUGUAUAUCGUUACGUAAUACAACUGUAUAGGAAGAACCUAAACCCGUUCUUAUUUGUGGUGCCGCUGUUGUAUCUCCAAACGUGGUAUGGUCUGUGACCCUGAACUGGAUCUUGAAAGUUCGUGUUUGCCUUUGAAAUAUUUAGUUGUCAUGAUCUAUGGAUGCAUGCAUGGCUAUAAAGUUCGUGUUUUAUGAUCA
Molecule: messenger RNA, 1403 nt
Organism: Nymphaea colorata (pocket water lily)
Lineage: Eukaryota; Viridiplantae; Streptophyta; Magnoliopsida; Nymphaeales; Nymphaeaceae
Product: auxin-responsive protein IAA4-like
Exons: 4
Coding region: 334-939 (201 amino acids)
Biological process (GO): regulation of DNA-templated transcription
Cellular component (GO): nucleus
Molecular function (GO): protein binding
Source: RefSeq, a predicted model, not a curated record